Colletotrichum higginsianum IMI 349063 is the source of this 264-nucleotide messenger RNA. RefSeq lists its product as uncharacterized. The coding region runs from base 1 to 264 and encodes 87 amino acids. The record is from RefSeq and is a predicted model, not a curated record. Lineage: Eukaryota; Fungi; Ascomycota; Sordariomycetes; Glomerellales; Glomerellaceae. The transcript has a single exon.
AUGUCUCCGCGGAUCACCUUUGCGGAAGAGACCAUCCAGGACCUUCCUGUGCCCCCGCAAGAACGAGGGUUUCCCAGCUUGGGGAACAUGGGAGAACUGCUGGAAUCUUUUCCAUUGCCAUCGUCGGAGCGUCUGGACGCAGCCCACCACCAGCAGCGCCAGGAUGGAGGAAACGAGAGCGUGAAACUGGCCUGGCAUGACAGCUUCUCCGUUGCAUCGAUGAGAGUAUCAGAAAUGUUGGAGCCCAGGGAGUUGCCGAAGUAG